Closterium sp. Yama58-4 is the source of this 9225-nucleotide messenger RNA. NCBI's taxonomy places the organism in Eukaryota, Viridiplantae, Streptophyta, Zygnematophyceae, Desmidiales, Closteriaceae. The record is from the annotation of a GenBank genome assembly.
AUGGCCGCAAUGGCGCAUGCCGGUACGUCGGGGGGAGGCGGAACAGGGGGAGGCGGGGGACAGGGGGGCACAGGCCGCGGGGGCGCGGGCGGAAGCGGCGAGCGGGGGGCGGCGGCGGACAUUCUGCGGCGGCUGUUGGCGGAGCUGUGUACGCGCACGCCGUACGCGGCGAAGGAGGAGGGCGCGCUGACGCUGCGCCAGCACGUUGAGGAGGAGGCGCGCGAUCUCAGCGGCGAGGCGUUCACGCGUUUCAUGGACACGCUUUAUGAACGGAUUAAUGUGCUUGUAGAGAGUACGUCGCCGUCCGAUAAUCUCGGCGCCGUUCACGCUAUUGAUGAGUUGAUCGACGUGCCGCUCGGGGAGAGCGCAGCCAAGGCGUCGCGUUUCGCGUCGUUCCUGCGGCGAAUCUUCGAGGAAAAGACGGACGCCGACACGAUCUCCGAGGCGGCGGCGACGUUGGGACACGUGGCACGCGCGGGCGGCGCGAUGGCUGCUGACGUGGUGGAGUUUCAGGUGAAGGAGGCGCUGAGGUGGCUCGAGGGGGAGCGCGUCGAGGCGCGGCGAUACGCGGCCGUGCUUAUACUGAAGGAAAUGGCGGCGAACGCGCCGACGGUCUUCAACGUGCACGUCCCGACAUUCAUCGACGUCAUCUGGGCGGCACUGCGCGACCCGAAGCUCGCGGUGCGGGAGCGCGCGGUAGAAGCGCUGCGCGCGUGCCUGCGCGUUAUCGAGAAGCGCGAGACGCGGUGGCGCGUGCAGGGCUACUAUCGGCUAUUCGAGGAGACCGAGAAAGGGCUGCAGCGCAGCGCGAGCGUUGAGAGCAUCCACGGCUCGCUGCUAGCGAUCGGCGAAAUGCUUCGCAACACGGGCGAAUUCAUGAUGGCGCGUUACAAGGAAGUGGCGAACAUCGUUCUCAAGUAUCGCGACCAUCGCGAACGCCUCAUCCGCCGGUCCAUCACCGCGCUGCUGCCGCGCAUCGCGCAUUUCCUACGCGACCGAUUCGUGAGCAGCUAUUUAAAGAUCUGCAUGGAUCACCUCUUAGGAGUCAUGAAGAACCCAGCCGAUCGCGACGCGGGCUUCGCGGCGCUCGGCGAGAUGGCCAGCGCCGUCGGGCCCGCGCUGCGCCCGUACCUCCCCGCGAUCUCCGCGCUCCUCCGGGAGGCACUGACUCCGCGGCGCGGGCGCGCGUCGGUGGAGGCGCUGACGUGCGUGGGGCAGCUGGUGGCGGCGGUGGGGGACGACAUGCGCGAGGUUGCGCGUGAGCUGCUCCCCGUGUGCCUGCACACGGGGCUGUCCCUCCCCCUCGUGCACACGCUCGCGCACAUCUCCGCGCACCUCCCCGCGCUCAAGCCGCUCGUCCAAACACAGCUCAUCGAGGCCAUUACCGCCGUCCUCGCGCGGAAGCCAUCCGCGCGGAUCGGAACCAGCACAGGCGGCGCGUUCGGCUCGCUGACAGGCGCGCGCCCGCCCGCGGGCGCAGGCGGAGGCGGAAGCGGAUCCGGGGGCUCGCUGACGCUCGGCGGAAGCGCCAGCCUGAGCAGCCUGGCGAGCGGCGCGCUCACAGGCGGGGGGGGCGCGGGAGCGGGGAGCAGCGCGGGCGGGGGAGCGGGGGGAAGCGUGGCGGGGGAACUAUCAAUGGCGGGGGUGACGCAGCUGGCGCUGUGCACGCUGUACUCGUUCGACCUAUCAGGGCACGACCUGCUGGAGCUGACGCGUGUACACGUGGCAAGGUACCUGGAGGAUGAUGACGUGGCGACCAGGCGGGAGGCCGCCGUGUGCUGCGCGCACGUCCUCGCCCACACCGCGUCCGCCCUCUCCGCGCCGCCCUCCCCUUCCCCCGCGCCGUCCCCCGCAUCCCAGGCAGAACCUGGCGGCGCGGGACCGGCCCCUGGCGCUGCUGGCGGUGGGGGAGGUGGUGUGCGGGCGGCAGGUGUCGUUUCGGGCGGCGUGGGGGGCGGCAGCGGGCGGGGCAGCAGCAGCGCGGCGGCACUCAAAGUGCAGCGAAUCGCGCAGCAGCUGCUGCUACAGCCAGGCAUGCGGAAGAAACGACGUGGCAUAGUAGAGGACAUGCUGGAGCGCUUAUUGGUCUCCUCAGUCGCUGACGUGGACGCCGGCGUGCGCAAGGCCGUCCUCGCGUGCCUCUCCGCACCGGCCUCCACCGCACUGGACUCCUUCCUGGCGCAGCCCGACUGCCUCCGCGCGCUCUUCAUCGCACUAAACGACGAAACCUACGACGUGCGAGAGCAAGCCGUUCUCCUCGCCGGGCGGCUCGCCGCCCGGAACCCAGCUUAUGUUCUCCCGGCGCUGCGGCGGCAUUUAGUGAGACUGUUGGGGGACGUGGAGCACAGUGGGGACAGCCGGCUGAGGGAGGACGGCGCGCGGCUGCUGCGGUGCCUCAUCCACUCGUGCACGCCGCUCGUUGCGCCCUACAUCGCGCCCAUCCUCAAGGUCUUUGUCGCGCGACUUAAAGCCGUCUCCGCCGCGCAUGCGGCUGCCGUGGGGACGGUGGGGGGCGGCGGGACAAGCGGGGUGGUGGCAUCGAUGCUUGCAACAGUAGGUGAGCUGGCGAAGGUGGCGGGGAGUGCACUCACCCCUUACGUGCCCGACCUCAUGCCGCUGAUCGUCGACUCCUUGCAUGAUACCACUGGGCCGGGACCAGGGGAGCGGAGGGAGGUGGCUGUGGUGACUCUGGGGCAGGUGGUGGAGAGCACGGGGUGUGUUGUCGCGCCGUAUCGCCACUACCCCCAACUGUUGGGGUUACUUCUGUCGAUGCUGAACGGGCAGCUGGCGUGGUCAAUGAGAAGGUCGGUGCUGCAGGUGCUGGGCAUUCUGGGCGCGCUGGACCCGCACGUCAACAAGCGCAACCAGCUGCUGCUGCUGCCGCAGGCCAUGGCCGCCCAGGGGGGGGUGGACGGCCGGGGGGAUGGUGGAGGGGGAGGAGGCGCGGGUGGGGCUGGCGGGGGUGUGGCAGGGGGAGGCACAGGGGGUGGGGGAGCAGGAGCGGGGGGAGCGGCGGGAGGAGGGGCGGGAGGAGGGGGCGGGAGGGGCGGGGCGGCGGGAGGCGGAGCGGGCGGCGCAGCAGGGGCGGCAGGGGGCGCCGUGGGACCACUGCAACCCCCGCGCGUGCUCCAGGGCUUCGACCGCAUGGGCGGUAUGGGCGGCGACGACCCGCUCACAGACGUGCCGUCAUCAGGCGGGCUCACAGACGAGUACUACUCCACUGUCGCCAUCUCUGCGCUGCUCCGCAUCCUCCGAGACGGCGCCCUCGCAGCCUACCACCUGAGGGUAGUCAGCUCUCUCAUGUUCAUCUUCCGAACCAUGGGGCUCGCCUGCGUGCCCUUCCUUCCGAGAGUGCUCCCCGAGUUGUUCCACGUGAUGCGCGCGUGUGACGAGAGCCUGCGGGAGUUUCUGUUCUGGCAGCUGGCGCAGCUGGUGGGCAUCGUGCGGCAGCACAUGCGCAAGUACCUGCCGGAGAUCACCGCCCUCAUCCACGACUUCUGGCACGCGCUGCUGCUAUCCGUCUUCCCCCGCCCGCCCGCACCCUCUCCCGUCCUCAACCUAGUCGAACAACUCGCCCGCGCUCUACCAGAGGACUUUAAAGCCUGCCUGCCGGACCUACUCCCGCGGUGCGUGGCAGUAGUGGCGGAUGCGGAGCGCAGCGGCGACUACAAGCGAGUGCCGCCCGUGCUGCACGCGUUUGAGGUGCUGGGCGGCAGCAUGGUGGGCGGCGACAUGGAGCCGCACAUGCACCUGCUGCUGCCCGCCGUGGUGCGCCUCUUCAAGCCGGGCGUGUCCGACGUGCCGCUGCCCAUCCAGCGCGCCGCCGUGCGCACGCUCACGCGCCUGCUGCCCUCCCUGCACGUGGCGGACCAUGCGGCGGCCAUCCUGCAUCCGCUGGCGCGCGUGCUGGACGGGCCCAGUGAGGAGCUGAGGAGAGACGCUGCUGACGCCAUCUGCGACCUCGCUCUCGCGCAGGGGGGGGCGGCUGGGGGAGGGGGGGGGACGCAGGGGGGAGGAGGGGGAGGCGCGGGAGGGCAGGGCGCGGGGGGAGGGGGAGGAGGCGGAGGCAGGGGCGCGGGCGGCACCGGCGCUGCUGCUGCUGGUGGCGCCGGCGGUGGUGCUGCUGGCGGGGGAGGGGGACCAUUGAACGCCACCGUAGGAUUCGAGGAGGACUGGGGCUUUGAUUUCGACGGCAUGGGGUCAUCUCUCGAUGCCCGCAGCACUCGGGAGGACUGGGCGGAAUGGAUGCGGCACUUUUCAGUCGAACUCCUCAAAGAGUCCCCCUCCCCCGCGCUGCGCACGUGCGCCACGCUCGCGCCCCUCCAACCGCACGUGGCACGGGAGCUGUUCGCAGUGGGGUUUGUGAGCUGCUGGCAGGAGCUGAACGACGCGAGCCGCGACCAGCUCGUGCACUCCCUCGAAGCCGCCUUCGCAUCGCCCAACAUCCCCCCGGAGAUCCUCGCAACCCUUCUCAACCUAGCCGAGUUCAUGGAGCAGAACGAGUGCCCGCUCCCCGUUGACAUCCGCACCCUCGGCGCCUUAGCCGAGAAGUGCCAUGCGUUUGCGAAAGCCCUCCACUACAAGGAGAUGGAGUUUGAGGUCGACCCGGCGGCGACGGUAGAGGCGCUGAUUCACAUUAAUAAUCAGCUGCAGCAGCACGAGGCGGCGGUGGGCAUGCUGGUGUACGCGCAGAGGCACCUGGCGGUGCAGCUGAAGGAGCCGUGGUACGAGAAACUGCAGCGCUGGCACGACGCGCUCGCUGCGUAUGAGCGCCGGGCGGCGGCCGCUGUGGCGGCCAUGGGGGGAGGGGGCGGGGGAGGGGGAGGGGGAGGCGGCGCGGGGCAGACCGGGAUGCUUCUGUCAGGCGCAGGCGGUGCUCCCAGCACCAUGCACCCCGGCAUGCAUCCGUCCAUGCAUCCGAGCAUGCAAGUAUCAGCAUCAGCAGCUUCAGCGGCGUCAGCAGCGCUGCUAGACGCCACGCUGGGGCGCAUGCGCUGCCUGGCAGCCUUGGCCCGCUGGGAGGAGCUGUCAGCGCUCUGCCAUGACGCCUGGCCGCCCGCUGAGCCGGCAGCGCGCGUGCAGAUGGCGCCGCUGGGAGCGGGAGCAGCGUGGAACAUGGGCAGGUGGGACGACAUGGCAGAGUAUGUCUCUGUGCUGCCUGAUGGGGGGGAUGAUGCUGGAGGGGCGUCCAUGGGUGGGUUUGGCGGGAUGGGCGGCGGUGGCGGGAGGUUCGGCGCGGUUCUGCCGAUGCAGCAGCACCAUAGCUUGGCGGGAGGGUCGGGGGUGGGGUCAGGUUCGGGGCGCAGCGACGGGGCGUUUUUCCGCGCCGUCCUAGCCGUGCGGCACGGGGCGUUCGGGGAGGCGAGGGAGUAUGUGGAAAGAGCGCGGAAGCUUCUGGCGACUGAGCUGGCGGCGCUGGUGUUAGAAAGCUAUGAGAGAGCGUAUGGGGACGUGGUGAGGGUGCAGCAGCUGUCAGAACUCGAGGAGGUGAUUGAUUACUGCCUGCUGGGGGCAGAUGCAGGGGGAGGAGGAGCACCUGGGGGGGGCGCGGGAGGGGGGUUUGGAGGGAUGGACGGAGGGGGGGCACUGGGGUUUGGAGGGGAGGAGGGGCACAUGGGCGCGGGGGAGGUGGAGGCGAGGAAGGCGCUGAUUCGACAGAUGUGGCGGGACAGAAUCAAGGGCGCACAGCGCAACGUGGACGUGUGGCAGGCUCUCCUAGCCGUGCGAUCGCUGGUCUUACCCAUGCACCAGGACGCCCACACGUGGCUCAAGUUCGCGUCCCUCUGCCGCAAGAGUGGGCGCGUGAGUCAGGCCCGAGCCACUCUCCUGAGGCUCCUGCAGCACGACCCAGCCGGGGCGAGAAUGCUGGGGCUGGAUGUUCACGAGGGGGAGGGCGGCGCGGUUACCAGUAUUGGGACGCCGGGCGGCGGACUGGCGGUGGUGGCUGGGGCAGGGGCGGCGGCGGCAGUGCCGCUGUUGCGGUUGCCGUCGGUGGGGGUGAGGGGCGGGGCGGGAGCGGGUGGAGGAGUGUUGGGAGGAAGCGGGUUGGGCAGCGUGGGUCUGGGAGGAGGGGCGGGCAUCAGCAGCACCGGCGCCACCACCAGCAGCGCCACCACCGACAUGCUAUCCGCCGCGGCAGCAGCCGUGGCAAACAUACCUCCCUCCCUCCCCUUCCCUUCCUCCUCCUCGCUCCCAUUCCCCACCUCCUCCUCCCUCGCGUACCAACCCGCAUCCACCUCCCCCCUGCUCAUCCCAGCCAUGCCGCACGUGGUGCUGGGCUAUCUCAAGUACGCGUGGGCGCUCGCCUCCGACGUCAACCGCCGCAACGCCUUCCGCUGCCUGCAGGACCUCGCCGCCGCGCUCGCAGCCACUCACGGCGCGCCACCUGGCGCCGCCGCCCUGGGGCUCGGGAUGGGUUCGGCGUCCAGCUUGGGCGGGGCACGGCCGGUGUCUCCCCUGCCCGGCAUGACCUCUCUCCCUCACACCAGCCACUCGCCCCCUCCGCCCUCCACCAUCCCUGGGCUUCCCUCCUCCUCCUCCCUCUCAGCACCAUCAGCAGGAGCAGCAUGGGGCGGAGCAGCAGCAGGAGCAGCGGGGGAGGGCGGCAGCAGCAGCAUGGCACACGGUGCACCGCUGCUGUCACGAGUCUACCUGAAGCUGGGCACGUGGCAGUGGUCGCUCCACCCCACCCUCUCCGACGCCUCAGUCGCCGAAAUCGGCGCAUCCCUCCGCGCGGCAACAGAGCUGGCGCCAGGGUGGGGCAAGGCGUGGCAUCGCUGGGCGCUGUUCAACACAGCAGCCAUGACGCACUUCACGCAGCGCGGCAACGCGCAUGCCGCUCAGAACCACCUCGUGGCCGCCAUUGCCGGGUUCUUCCGGUCGAUCGCGCUCGCCACGGCAGGAGGGACGGCGAGCCAGGCAGGCGGGAGAGCGGUGUUCGCUGCUGCUGGAGUGGCGGGAGGAGGGGGAGCGGGCGGGGCGGGGGACGGGAAGGGGAUGGCGGCGGGCGGGGGAGCGGGGGUGGCGAAGGGGUUGGGAUCAGGAAAGGGAGCAGGGGACAGCCUACAGGAUAUUCUUCGGCUGCUGACUCUCUGGUUCCGGUACGGCGCUACAGCGGACGUGCAGGCGGCGCUACAGGAGGGCUUCGCGCACGUGAACAUCGACACGUGGCUGCACGUGAUUCCUCAGAUCAUCGCGCGCAUUCACAACAACGUGCCCGCCGUCCGCUCCCUCGUGCAAUCAUUGCUCAUCCGCAUCGGCCGGCACCACCCGCAGACGCUCAUGUUCCCGCUGCUCGUCGCCUGCAAGUCCAUGUCUCUCUCCCGCUGCGCCGCCGCACAAGCCGUCCUCGACAAUAUCCGCUCGCACUCCGCUGCUCUGGUGGAAGCAGCACAGCUGGUAUCUGUGGAGCUGAUCCGAGUGGCCAUUCUAUGGCACGAGAUGUGGCACGAGGCGCUGGAGGAGGCGUCACGACUCUACUUCGGAGAGCGCAAUGUGGAUGGCAUGCUGGCCGUGCUCGCCCCGCUGCACGCGCUGCUCGAAACCGCCGGCCCGGAAACCAGCACGGAAGCGGCCUUCGUGGAAGCGUACGGGCGGGAGUUGGCAGAGGCGGCGGAGUGCUGCGCAAACUACCGGCGGACGGGGAGAGAGGCGGAGCUCACGCAGGCAUGGGAUCUCUACUACCAUGUGUUCAAGCGCAUCAACAAGCAGCUCCCCGCGCUCACCACUCUGGAGCUGCUCCAGGUGGCGCCUGCGCUGGUCAACGCCCGCGACCUCGCUCUCGCCGUCCCCGGAACGUACCGUGCCGGGCAGCCGACAGUGACCAUCGCAGGGUUUGCACCGCAGCUGCUGGUGAUCACUUCCAAGCAGCGGCCACGGAAGAUCUCGAUCCUGGGAUCCGACGGCCGGGAGUACGUGUUCCUGCUGAAGGGGCAUGAAGAUCUACGGCUGGAUGAGCGCGUGAUGCAGCUGUUUGGAUUGGUCAACACGCUACUGGCCGGCGCCAGGUCAGCAGCUGACAAGGAUCUCUCGAUCGAACGGUACGCGGUCGUCCCCCUGUCUCCCAACAUCGGCCUCAUCGGGUGGUUACCGCACUGUGACACCAUGCACCAGCUGAUCCAGGAGUACCGCGAGGCCCACAACAUCGCGGUGAACCUUGAGAGGCGCCUCAUCCUCAGCUUUGCUCCCGACUACGACCACCUCACAGUCAUCGGGAAGGUCGAAGCAUUCGAACACGCGCUGGACAGCACGCCAGGGAACGACUUAGCGCGGGUGCUGUGGCUCAAGAGCCGCAGCGCGGAGGUGUGGUUGGACCGCCGGUGUAACUACACGCGAAGCCUUGCGGUGAUGAGCAUGGUGGGGUAUAUUCUUGGGUUGGGAGACCGCCAUCCGAGCAACCUCAUGCUGGAUCGGUACAGUGGGAAGAUUAUUCACAUUGACUUUGGUGAUUGUUUCGAGUCGUCCAUGCACCGCGAGAAGUUUCCCGAGAAGUUUCCGUUCCGGCUGACGCGCAUGCUGGUGAAGGCGAUGGAGGUGAGCGGCAUUGAGGGCACGUUCCGGUUCACGUGUGAGGCGGUGAUGGCGGUGCUGCGGCAGCACAAGGACUCCGUGCUCGCCAUGAUGGAGGCCUUCAUGUAUGAUCCGCUCAUCAACUGGCGCCUCAUCAACCGCACCGGCGCCGCUGCUGCUGCGGCUAGUACCACUGCUGCUGCCGCUGCUGCAGGAGCCGGGGCAGGGGGAGGUGGUGCAGGUGGUGGUGGGGCGGCGGGCGGGGGAGGAGGCGGGGCGGUGCAGUCGCCGCCGCCGCAGCGGGGGGCGAGGGAGCGGGAGAUUCUGCAGGCGCUGGGGCAGCUGGAUGACGCCCAGGAGGUGCUGAAUGAGCGCGCCGUGGCGGUGAUGACCCGCAUGAGCAACAAGCUCACCGGUCGCGACUUCCCAAACUUCUCUGCCUCCUCCGCCCAGCCUGCUUCUCUUCCUGGAAGCGUGCCGGAGUCCCCUCGCACGGCUAGUAGUAACAGCCUGCUGGGGGACAGCGGGCGCAGCUUGGAGCGGACCACGUCGGCCAUGGCUGCUGCGGCGAUGGGGAGUGGUGGUGGGGUGAUAGCAGAGGGGCGGGAGAGCGAGCCAGGGGUGAGUGUGAAGGAGCAGGUGCAGCGGUUAAUAGUGCAGGCUACGUCGCAUGAGAAUCUCUGCCAGAGCUACAUCGGCUGGUGCCCCUUCUGGUGA